Amorphotheca resinae ATCC 22711 is the source of this 1389-nucleotide messenger RNA. RefSeq lists its product as hypothetical. NCBI's taxonomy places the organism in Eukaryota, Fungi, Ascomycota, Leotiomycetes, Helotiales, Amorphothecaceae. The record is from RefSeq and is a predicted model, not a curated record. The transcript is spliced from 2 exons. The coding region runs from base 87 to 1088 and encodes 333 amino acids.
CCUUAUCACAGCCUCGACCCAGCGACCUCAGCCUCGACUUAAACUUCUUUGUUCAGGUCGCAAACCACGAGCUCAAGCUUCCAAUAAUGCCUCUCCAUUUGUUAGGGAAGAAGUCAUGGAACGUCUACAACCAGGAUAAUAUCGAGAGGGUCAGACGCGAUGAAGCUGCUGCAAGGGCAAAAGAGGAAGCCGAGGAACAGCGCAUGCAACAGAUAGAUACUGAGCGGCGGAUGCAAAUUCUUCGCGGGGAGAUACCUACGCCUUUGCCUGAAAUUGAGGACAAACCGAAUGAUGGCGGACGAGAGGACAGUUCAUAUGGAUCGGGGAGGGAGCGCAAGAGAAGAAAGAAAGCAGGGGAGAAUGAUACGGAUUUCGAAAUGCGAAUAGCUCAAGAUCAAACAUUGGCCUCGGAUUCGAAGAAACAAAUCGUGCUGCGGGGGUCUGUUGAUGCACCGUUAGUCGACCAUUCGGGUCAUAUCGACUUGUUCCCUCAAGAACGAUCAAGCAAAUCCGUGGAAAAGAACGCCGAGGCCGAGAAGGAGACAGCUAAGAGGAAGAAGGAAUACGAGGAUCAAUAUACUAUGCGCUUCUCAAACGCUGCUGGAUUCAAACAAGGCUUGGAGAACCCGUGGUAUUCCAGAAAUGCUGUUACGGCAGAGGCCCUCGCAAACGAUAUGCCGAGUAAGAAUGUCUGGGGUGAUGAAGACCCCGGGCGUAAAGAGAGAGAGGCGGCGAGGAUGAUGUCUAAUGAUCCAUUGGCCGCUAUGCGUCAAGGUGCAGCACAAGUUCGGCAGGUCGAAAAGGAGAGAAAACGCUGGCGAGAAGAGAAGGAGAAGGAGAUCCGUGAACUGGAAGAGGCAGAAAGGAGAAGAAAGAGACGCAGAAGAAGGAGCGAAGGUGAUGACGAUGAUUUAGAAAACUUCAGAUUAGACGAAUCUGACAGAGAUUCAUCUCGCAGGAGAGAGGAUGAUCGCGAUAGAGAGCAUCGACACCAUCGGCAUAGGGAGUCAAGACGAAGGUCCCAUCGAGAUGAGAAUGGUCAUCACAGACAUAGGCAUAGUAGGCACAGGCAUAGUUAUGGAGACUGAUCAUUGGCAAUCUAGCAAUAAUUACAGAUCGUGUCUAGGGGUAUAUCCUCCCUCCACACCUCAUUCUCUUGGACUCUCUCUUGAACAUUCAAUAGUCAAUCUUCACCUCCUUCAUUUCCGCCUUUGCCAAAUCCGCCACCUCUUUCGCCUCCAACCUCUCUAACGCCUGCAAUAUGUCCUUGUAGAGCACCUCACUCAUACCCUCUUUCCUACUACUGUAUAUAUCCAAGCCCGCAGGAGUGAACAGACUUGGUGCAAACCACGUAACAGCCCAUUUCUCGUCUCCUCUUUCACCCCAGCC